AUGGUUGUAGAUUACUUAAGCACCAUGAGUAUGACUUGUUUUGAUGGUCCUUCAGAAAGGCCAGCAAAAAGGAAGAGAAAGAACCAAUUCAAGGGUAUCCGCCAACGCCCCUCGGGUAAGUGGGCUGCUGAAAUCAGAGAUCCUAGCAAGGGUGUCCGUGUUUGGCUUGGUACUUUCAACAGUGCUGAAGAAGCCGCAAGAGCUUAUGAUGUUCAAGCACUCAGGAUCCAUGGCAAGAAGGCCAAGGUUAACUUUCCAGAGGAACCGGCAGUUCAGGAACCUAAAGCACCCAAGCCAAGCGCAACACAGGAACCUACCGUCACACCAGCAGUCAACAACCCUGCCAACACAAAUGCUUUCAUGUACCCAUCUGCUGACUUUGCAUCAAACCAACCACUUAUUCAGCUUGAUAACGUGCCAUUUGUUCCUACGAUGAACUAUGUUGCCCCUGUUGAAGCUCUUGCUAUGAACAUGUACUUUGGCGAGGGAAGCAACAUUUUUGGCUGGUCUGACUUGGGCUGGGAGUAUGACAUCAAGACUCCAUAUAUAUCAUCCAUGGCUCCCGUUUCCACUAUUGCUGAAGGAGCAGAAUGUGCGCCUGUUCACAGUAACACCUACAACUCAAUGGUGCCUCCUGUUAUGGAGAACGAUGUCGUCGACAACAUGGACCUUUGGAACUUUGAUGACAUGCCCAUCUGUGACGAAUUUUUCUGAGGGAUUCAAAUCCCCUGUGUAUCGGGACAAAGGGAUAAGACCAUGGGAGAUUGGGAAGCACCCUAUUGUCACCUUCGGCCAGCAUAUGCUUAUGUCCAAGUUUAGAUGCAAAAAAGUCGCAUCCUAAGUCUCUUUUGUAAUCGACCCUUUCCCUAAUUGAUUGUCUGUGUGGUAGCCAUUUAUGAUGAACCGUUGUCUUUAUCAUUUGUCAACUUUGAUGUCGUUGCUAUCAUUUCUAAAUGUGAACAGCAUGAAUUUGUGUCCAAUUUGC
Molecule: messenger RNA, 985 nt
Organism: Triticum urartu
Lineage: Eukaryota; Viridiplantae; Streptophyta; Magnoliopsida; Poales; Poaceae
Source: RefSeq, a predicted model, not a curated record